UCAAAAUCUCGGCGGCGUCCACAAUGGAGACAAGCACAGGAUCGGACGGCUUUCGGAUGACAACAUACCUCUUCAACAUAUCUAUGAAUUCCAGUGUUACAGACGGAGAUGUGGAUCUGUGCGUCAAAAACAGUUUCAGAGGGAGGGAUUUCACUCAGAUUCCAGCGGUGGCUUACGCUCUCGUUGUUAUUUAUUGUGCUGUGAUAGUGAUGUCUGUGUUUGGUAACUUCAUCGUCAUUUGGACAGUUUGGAGAAAUAAGCACAUGCACACCGUGACGAAUUACUACAUUGUUAACCUGGCCGUUUGUGACUUCCUCGUGUCUUCGUUCGUAAUGCCGCUAAAGUUACUGGAGUACACAGCACCUUGUCACUGGCACGUGUUCCACAUUGACGCCGUCUGCUCCUUUCAAUACUACCUUCUGCCUGUCUUUGUUUUCGCCAGCGUGUUCACUCUCGUCGCUAUUUCACUUGAAAGAUACUAUGCUAUAGUGCAUCCCUUGAGCUCGAUGAAGAUCCACAGCAAAUCCCGGACACGGAAGAUCAUUUUGGCCACCUGGAUUAUACCAUGUAUUCUAGCUUCUCCGUAUCUAUUUUGCCGUAGCUACUCGGUGACCAUUCACAGCGAGUUAGGUACCGUGACCAGACAGAUAUGUAAUGAUAAGUUUGAUGAGAUAGACGUGCUGAUGUACGGCCCAGAAUCCCGAGGGUCAGGGUUGUUCCGGACCGGAUUUUUCAUGUUCCUGUGCGUGUCAAUGUACAUCGUCCCCAUGCUAAUCAUUGCCGUCACGUGCUGUAGAAUUGCAGUGUCUCUCCUCCAGCCAGUGGUCGUUAAGCGCCACAAAUCAGGCAGUAGGGGGAACCCCAAGGAACAAGAUGAAAAUAAAAGAAAGGUUGCACGGAUGGUGAUAGUGGUAGCCGCCGUGUUUGCUGUCUGCUGGUCCCCGCAGUACAUAGUCACAAUUAUCAGCCAAAUUCAGAAACCCAGUUUUCUACGAAAGGGAAACUUUUUCUUCACCAUGUUGGUCACGCAUCUGUGUGGCUUUCUCAACAGCUGCAUCAAUCCUUUUAUUUACACUCUGAUGAGCAAGAAGUUUAGACGGCAUAUCAAGGACACCAUUCUAACAUGUGUUUGCUGUUACAGGAAUAAGCGACUUAAUGGCUACCGUCCGCAGUUGUCUCAGCGGAUCUCGUCGAUGUUUACCUCCACGAUGAGAGCCUCGACCAUAACCCAUUCUACCACAGACAUGCCACUGAGUCACGUCAACUCAGAGCCUGAGGAUAUCUCUACCAGCAUGGCUGUCUAAGCUUUGACAACACAGAACAGAUAAUCACGCUGAAAGUAACAAAAAUGGGUCUUUUCUACGAGGAUAUAUUUGAUGUGAUGACUGCGACUUCCGCUUGUGGUUUAAUAUCGACAUUGUGGAAAAAAGCUGCCCGUUUUAUUACUCCCUGCCGCCGGCGGCAUUAAAGAUGGCUUAUAACAGCCUGAAGUUUAAAUAUGGGCAACAACGGACUCCAGUCGAUACAGCUAAGUACUCGACUCUGCACCGUAGCUUUCUGUUACACAACGUUACGGUUAUUGACAAGAGCCUUGGCAAUAAAUGACGCUAUUUAGACGAUAUGCGACGAACAUAGAAGCAUGUAAGUGACAACAAGAACGCAGCCUGCACAUUAAAUGCUGGAGAAUCUCUCUCCGGUGGUUUGAAAAUGACUGGCAUAUUGGCGUGAAGUGACAGUCAUUUGGUCUUCAUUUUACAAGGCUGGCUUAAUGACAGAAGAGGGAGAGGAGCAUAGACGACCGUCAGUCCGAAUCUGCGGGCGGUGCGGUUGUGAAGAAAGCAGUUGACUGUAAUAGAAAUAAGGGAUGGUGCUGAGUAGUAAGUUUCUGACCUCCGAUGAGAACUCUACAGAACGUUCAGGCGGGUCACGUGGUAUAUGUUACGCUUCAUAAAGGCAGUUUAUCACCCGUUGCUGAAGAUGGCUUGGGUGAAAACUUCGCUAAUAUUGUGCACAGACAAUACAAACAUUUUCGUGUUACAUGUGAAUCAGCACAGUUGUAAUACGCCACAGUGUAAAACGAGUGGGUAAAUUAGGCUGAAAACUAAUUUUUACAGAAACCACCAUUAUGCCCAACUGCUUCACUAAGAUUUUAGAAGUCGAGGGAGGGCAAUAGUUUCUUGCCCUGGAACGUUCAUAUUGCUUGAGGCCUAGUAUACGAAUGUCUGUUUCUACGCAUAAAUAGAAACGACGACUUUCAUGUUCCGUAGCAAGCACUAUUUAAAGAAAUAACAUCCGAUGCGAAACAUGAAUGCCCCUCCCUGGAAAUUGUAAAUUAAAUGAGUGAUACCGCGUGGAUUUGUGUAGGAACACAUGUUGAGGCGUGAUAAAAUGUAACGUGCCUAACCCUUCUUUGCUCGUCGGACAGUGAAAUGAUUCGGUUUAAUCUGGUAGUACCGAAUUUACAAUGUAUGAUCCAAGAAAUUUACCUUUUUACUUCGUAGAUGCGCAUGAUGUGUUAAGUCUUCAGUUCAGAGAUAAGAGUAAAUAAUCUGAACAUUCAGUACGGGGUACUGACAGGGUCAUAACAGCAUCUUGUAUUAUACUCAUGCGUCAAUGUGUUUUCUUGUCGAGUCAAACUCUUGGUAGCAAACCUUAUACGAAGUCAUCACAGACAUUAAUCCUUCACGAACAGCACAUAAUGUUAAUACAGAAUAGUUUUUAAUGUUGUGAGAACUUCUGUAAAAUCAGCGGUUAAAUAAAUUCCAGGGUAUUUUACUCACCUAUAUACUGUUACAUACGACAAACUGUUAGACCUUCAUUCUUACCCUAAUACUUCAACCUUUUCAACUUCCUCUGCAACCAAUAUUUUCAAACAUUCUGAGACGAUGAGGUGUUGAGAAUAAUUUGCACAGUUAAAAUAAAACCCUAGCUGUGGUAAACUGACAAGAGGCCGUAUUUCAUCGGUUACAUGUGACCAUUUGCC
Molecule: messenger RNA, 2983 nt
Organism: Liolophura sinensis
Lineage: Eukaryota; Metazoa; Mollusca; Polyplacophora; Chitonida; Chitonidae
Product: 5-hydroxytryptamine receptor 1D-like
Exons: 3
Coding region: 24-1304 (426 amino acids)
Biological process (GO): G protein-coupled receptor signaling pathway
Cellular component (GO): plasma membrane
Molecular function (GO): neuropeptide Y receptor activity
Source: RefSeq, a predicted model, not a curated record